Molecule: messenger RNA, 1005 nt
Organism: Zophobas morio
Lineage: Eukaryota; Metazoa; Arthropoda; Insecta; Coleoptera; Tenebrionidae
Exons: 11
Coding region: 72-929 (285 amino acids)
Molecular function (GO): protein binding
Source: RefSeq, a predicted model, not a curated record
GUUUCAUGACCUUUCGUAUAUUUACUUAGCCGUGGAGAUAAAAAAUUCUCCUGCUUUAAUAAAACGAAAAAAUGCCGUUGUAUAAUGCUCCUGUUUGCACGGGGUUAGCUCUUGUUAUCUCAGUUACAUCUUUAUAUUCUAAUUUCCCUCCCCCUUCAGUUACAAACAGUUUAAAGAACUGGCCUAUACUUUUUGCAAAGAGUACGAUAUGUUGCUCCUCUCCUCUUUUUCUCGUAUUGUAUCUAUUGUUAUUAAAUACUUUUGCGUCUUUGGAAAGAGCUUACGGCUCACGCAAGUUCUCAUCUUUUCUUACCGUUUCUGUUACUGUUGAUGCCUUGUUAAAGUGUUUGAGUUUCAUUACUUUAAAAAUUCCUUGCGGAUCGUGGCCCCAAGGACCAUUCUUUGCUCUGUUUUCUUGCUUUUAUUUGUAUGCUCGUCACAUUCCUGCAAGAAACUUUAUUAAAAUCUAUUCGAAAUACACAAACGAAAAAAUCAUUCCCUUUUCGCUCUGUCUUUUUCUCUUCUCGUGCUCUUUUCCUUUUGGUCUUAUUAACGGCUUUGCAGGAUUGUUAUUUGGUUAUAUUUAUUACUCAAAUUUUGGAAAGAUCGCGGAAUUUCGGCUACCCAAACUUAUUGCCAAUAUAUUCUCCACAUUUCUCACUUUUCUUUCAUUUUCUCCUUCUGAGAAAGAAAAUAAGAAUGAACAAGUUCAAGAAACCUUGCCAGAUGAUACCGCGAAUGAAAACUUAUUAAACACCGAGCCGCGUGACACAGGAGAGCCACACACAAAAUUAUCUGCUCCUUCGGAAGAACUUAUUGAAAAGUUAGUUUUGAUGGGUUUUAAAAGGGAGGCAGCUAUUGAAGCUUUGGAAGAUUCGAAUAGCAAUCUCGAAAGGUUUAUCAUAAUUUUAAAAUAUUUAAAUUAUUAAAUAAAGAAAGAUUUGUAGGGCUUUAGUAUAUCACCUUUUAUAUAAAGAAAACCCUCUUAUGGAUUAAUAUUUUUAC